AUGGCAAACGAACCACGAGGAGCAUGGGCACGCCCCCGUCCUGCCGCAACACGCACGCCCCAACAAUCACGAUCNCUCAAACGCCUCGCCCGCACCUGCUGCACCAGCCGUGAAACCUGCACCCCCACUGCUCCAGCUCCUGCCGCGCCAGCAGGAAACGUGUGGGCUCAGAGAGCGGCAGCGCAAAAGCCUGCUGCUGCUGUUGCGCCCAAGGCGGCGAAGAAAGAGCAAAGUGUGAAUGCUGGAGUGCAAGAGACGCAACAUGUGUCUGUGAAUAACUUCAAUGAGGGCGAGGUCAAGCAAAUGUUGGCGAAGAGAGAGGCGGGCUCGGUGUAUAAGCCUGACUACAGUGGAAAUGCAUCGAGUGCGCCAAAUGCGGAUGCGGCUUGCAUGGCCAAUGGAAAGAACUUCUGGGCUCAUCUGGAAGAGCAGGUCGCGGCUGCAAAGAAAAAGGAGGGACAGUAA
Molecule: messenger RNA, 465 nt
Organism: Aureobasidium uvarum
Lineage: Eukaryota; Fungi; Ascomycota; Dothideomycetes; Dothideales; Saccotheciaceae
Source: the annotation of a GenBank genome assembly